AUGGCGGGUGCAAUUGCCAGCCUUGGAGGUAUUCUGGCCUUCGCCUCCUGUGCAUGCGCUGGCGCUUCCUUCGCCGCACUCGGGCGCAAAGUCUUCGCCAAGUACUGCGGCCACAACAUUCGAUGGGUUCAAAAGCCUGUCGAAGGGAUGGAACUGAUCCAAGUGCAGGUCAUCCACCGGCAUGGAGCUCGUUCUCUUUGGGCCCCUUUGCAGUGCUGGGCAAGGAGUGUAGGUGCCCCAUCGGAGCAUCCACCUUUUCGCUGCAAUUUGCCUUUCUCCAUCAGUGUGGGAAGAGCACGGCCGCUCACGAAGCACUUUGAUCAGCCUGGGGGCUGUGGCCUCGGUUCACUGCUGGACGAGGCCCCAGAACAGUUUAAGAAUUUAGCUUGGUCGCUCAAUGCCAGCUACCAGCACACCUCUUUGUGGAAACACUUGAGUCUGAGUGACGACAGUGUCUAUCUGUACUCUUGCGACAAUGAGCGCAAUCUGGCAAGUGUGGAUCUGCUGACAUCACAGCUGUUUGCUGGUUCUCAAGCAGAUUCUGCAGUUGAAAUACACACGCUACCUGCCAAAGAUGACCCCUUCGAGUUACCUGGUUGUGUUGCCACAUCGCCCUGCGAUGGCUCUCCCGUACAAGCUAUGGAGGAGAUCGAGAUGGACAAGAACUACCGAGCAUUCGCCUCGACCUGGCUGCAGCAAGCAAAUGUGUCAUGGAACCGAGAAAAUUUUGACUGCAUCCUAACGGCGAGGUGUGCAGGCUUGGGCCUGCCCACUGCAAUUCACAACGAGCUUGCCGAUGAGGCGUUGUAUUGGGGAUGGCGGCAGCAAAUGGCUCCGGUCCGCACUACAAAUUGGACGUCUCUGGUGGCGUCAAGGGCGCUGGAGGCUAUAGCCAACAAGCUCAAGAUGGCAUCUGAUGGACCGAAGCUGGCCGUGUGGUCUACGCAUGACAGCACCAUGAUCUACCUGCUCAAUGCACUUGGGGGAUGGGACGGCCGGUGGCCAGGCUACGCUUCGGUCGUGGUUUUGGAGCUCUACGCGAGCCCCAACAAGGGUGAAGGGGAGACACUUCUUCGCGUGGUGCGCGAUGGGGAGCCCCUAACUCUGGGAGUCUGUGGGGAGGUUCUUUGUCCGCUGUCUCGCUUCCUGGCUGCAGUGGAGUCCUGGCAGAACUGGGGCUGUGCCCCUGAGACCAAGGUUUUCGAGGAACUCUACGAGGGUUCAUGGCUGGUAUGGGCCCUGCUCAGUUUGUUAAUGAUUUUGGCCGCGCUGUUCGGGUUGCCAUGUCGGGGCACUACACUCACUACAGUGAGGGAGCCAUUGAUCGCGUGA
This is a messenger RNA of Symbiodinium natans, 1332 nucleotides long. The record is from the annotation of a GenBank genome assembly. Lineage: Eukaryota; Dinophyceae; Suessiales; Symbiodiniaceae.